AUGUAUGACGAAAUACGGGAAAACGUGCUACAUUACAUCGAGGUAUUGGCUAGGCCAAUGGUGAUGUAUCAAAAUGAUCACCCCAUAUAUUGGACUCCUGCAUACGUUGGGGGAAGGGUUCGAGUUGCCAAUGUUUUAGGUGUUGUAGGCACAGAUGUAUCUAUUGAUCAAAUCAAGAAGUUGGUGCCAUCAUACAAACUUGGAGUUAAUGGUUAUUCUUUUAUUGUGAACAAUAAUGGACACGUUCUUUAUCAUCCGGAUUUAAGGCCAUUGGAGAAUAACGACCUAUAUGAGGACACAUUGGAACCAAAAUACAUAUCAGCUGAUUUAACAGAAGUGGAGUUGGUUGAAAAUGAAAACGGUCCUCGAGAAAACCAUACUCUUCUUCUAGAUUUGAGGCACGAUAUGAUUGACCAGAAAGAGGGCGAGACUGAAAUUGGGGUGAAAGUGCAUUACGAUAACAUGCGGCGAGUAACUACUAGAAGGAAUAAAUAUUUUUACAAUCCCAUAGAGGGAACACCGUUUUCAUUAGGUCUGGCCAUUCCAGAAGGCUACGGCAUGUAUGAGCUCUUAGCUGAGCAGGAGAUAAAACAUAGCCAAAAGAAUGGUAUGAUAGUAACUUUUUUUUUGAAAAUAUCAGCAGUAAUUCAUUUUGUUUCAGUGAGUGACUAUUUUAAGGGCGAAAACUGGAGAGUACAUCCUGACUGGGUAUAUUGUGAAUACACCAGUGGUACCUCAGGAGAGCAGUGGUUUAAAACCGCCGAAGAGCGUGUACUACACUUUCUCUUGAGAAGCCGAAGGCCAGGAUGGAAAUGGAUGUCUCUCAGGCCCAGGUCACCCUUACAAAGAGAGCACCAUCAUGCCUCUGCAAAGCAAGACAAGGACGCAUAUUACUGUGACAAAACAUUAAUACAGUCUCUCGUUUUGGAUGCUAUGGUAACAGAAGGUUUAGAAAAACAUCCAGUUAGGUCCGACAAGCAAUGGAAAAGAGAAAACCAAAAAUGUUCUACAAAAAAACUUACAGUAAAAAAGCAAAAUGAUAAUGAAGUGGUAAUAAACGAGGAUGAGCUAAUACUGGAAUAUCGAGAAAAAGAAAUGUGCACAGGAUCUUCUUCUUGCAAAAAGACAUGCGCAAGUGAUAAGCUCGAUUGCUACGUUUUGGAUAAUAACGGUUUUAUAAUUAUAUCUGAAAAUAACGAUGACACCGGUCGAUUUUUUGGCCAGAUAGAUGGAACUAUUAUGGACUCUUUAGUUCAAGAUAGAAUUUACGUAAAAGUACCAGUAUACGAUUAUCAGGGAGCUUGUUCUAAUAGUAAAUUUCACUUUAGUGGAAGUUCCAACAAAUUAUCGAUAUUUAGUCCAGUCAACACGGUUUUUGGUUGUAUAAUUCAAACAAUAUUUUCUCUUCUGGUGAAUUUAAAUAAGGCUUACACGAAUGCUUUAGCCUAUAAUCGAGAUGAGAGUGAUGAUCUAUUUGGCGUUUAUUCCGAUUAUGAAAUAGAACAGUACACAACUGGCGAAGAAAUUACAGAUGAACAAGACACAGUAUUUUCUCCACCUUCAAACACUUACUCACCAUCUUUUAUUCCACCGUAUGAGUCUGAUCCUAUGGAAGGCGUUGAUGUCGGCAUCAGACCUUGUGAUCGGAAGGUGGACCUGUACAUUUUACAACCAGAGAAGUUGAACACUAGUGGCCAAAGCAAUCCUUUAAAAGGAAAGCUUACGAAUUGUCAUAGUAGCGGCUGUGAAAGCAAACAACUAAGUAUUAUACCUCAAGAAGUUAGUUAUGAAUCCAAAAACGGAGGUUGUCUCCAUAAACCAAAAGAUAGUCUUUAUAGAAAACGACCUCCAAAAUGUAUUAACUAUCAUCCAGAGGAAACAGAAAUUCAUCUUUGUGGAGAGGCAUCUGGGAUGCCUACUAAUGUUGUUGCAGUUUUGAUAGGUUUUGCUAAUUGCCUUGUCGCUUGUCUAUCGUGA
This is a messenger RNA of Diabrotica balteata, 1977 nucleotides long. The record is from the annotation of a GenBank genome assembly. NCBI's taxonomy places the organism in Eukaryota, Metazoa, Arthropoda, Insecta, Coleoptera, Chrysomelidae.